Diabrotica balteata is the source of this 528-nucleotide messenger RNA. The record is from the annotation of a GenBank genome assembly. Lineage: Eukaryota; Metazoa; Arthropoda; Insecta; Coleoptera; Chrysomelidae.
AUGCUAAAAAUACUACCAGACGCUUUAAAAACAAAUUGCAAAAGAUGUACGGAUAAACAGAAAGCUACCACACUGCGCACUAUCAAACGAUUAAUGAAGGAAUAUCCAAAAACUUGGGCGCUACUCAAGGCUGAAUGGGAUCCAGAGGACAAAUAUGUAAAACUGUUCAUCACUACUUACAGCAACUGGACAAAAAUUCCCGAACCUGUGACUCCCAUGAUAAUCUUCGAUAGGUUUGGAGAUGAAGAUACUUCAGAAUCACCGAAACCAGACAAUGACACGAGUCAGGAACCGUCAAAACCAACGUCUGAUACUACUCCACGUGUCUGGUUGCCACCCAUUCCUCCAUUAAAUUCAAAUCCUGGAUAUAACCCAAUCGCUAAUAGUAUAGGACAGGGGCUUAGAGCUACGAUCGAUCGAUUGUCUUCAGUUUAUUAUAAUAUGGCAGUCAGAGCUAUUGUAUUUGUAAAUGAUUUUGGUAUGGGUAUGACGGAAAGUGCUAUAAAAUACUUUCUUAGUCCAAAAUAA